AUGAAAUGUCCAGACUUUAUCGAACGAAUUGAAGCAGCCCAUCCUUGUAUCAAGUGGUCGAUUGUUCAGAAGCAAAUAAACCAAGUACUAAGGAACGCACUGGAUGCUGCAUGCCACUGGGAUCCACCUCGAGGAAUGGCCAAGAAUGUGCAGUCGAGAGCCAUGUACGGCGCUGAUAUCAUGCUUCAAUGGAAAGAUAAAGAAGAAAAGGAGGUGCAACCUACGUUGCUGGAAGUCAACUUCAUGCCCGACUGCGAACGAGCGAUCAACUACUAUCCAGACUUUGCUGACACUGUCUUCCAUACGCUCUUCAUGAAUGAAAUCAACCCGAAGCUGGUCACCGAGAUUUAA
Molecule: messenger RNA, 351 nt
Organism: Cooperia oncophora
Lineage: Eukaryota; Metazoa; Nematoda; Chromadorea; Rhabditida; Trichostrongylidae
Source: the annotation of a GenBank genome assembly